Messenger RNA from Exophiala oligosperma, 2484 nucleotides. RefSeq lists its product as uncharacterized. Bases 912 to 2258 code for a protein of 448 amino acids. Lineage: Eukaryota; Fungi; Ascomycota; Eurotiomycetes; Chaetothyriales; Herpotrichiellaceae. The record is from RefSeq and is a predicted model, not a curated record. The transcript is spliced from 8 exons. Gene Ontology annotation, molecular function: pantothenate transmembrane transporter activity. Gene Ontology annotation, cellular component: plasma membrane. Gene Ontology annotation, biological process: pantothenate import across plasma membrane.
GCUCCAUCCACCAAUGAGAUCACGUCGAUCUAGUCUCUUCGGGGACCAACCAACUUCCGCGGCCCUUACACUGCCCGUUUGACUACAGAGAGUGAGUGUUCAGACACCCCGUAGGGUGAUCCAAGAAGUUUCUAUGGCAAAGACCUUGAUAGCCAUAAGCGUCCGAAAAGUCUAUGGUUCUGGGCAACACUGAACAACCUCGCGCGGCAUUUCCCACGGCAUUCCUUGGGUGGAGGUUAUACCUUCCAACGUCUCCAAGCCAAGUCUGACAAAGGAGGAUCGAGACUUCGACGACCAUGAAUCCCCGACAUGGCCAAGCCCGAUAACGCUUUUUCAUCCUGUAUCUGGGUUCAAAAGCCGACAACGUCAAAAUUUUCGAUUUAGUCGGAAGGCUAUUAUCUGAUAAGAUGAUUGCUAAAUCCGCAUCUGAUACGAAGUGUAGUACUUCGCAUUCACGCCUGAUCAAUACUUCCUCGAGCAAUUGUUGCAACAAUCAUUUCAUUCCUCGGUCCUCGUGGUACCAAGUCCAAGCCACUACAAGCACAGUCAUACCGGUCUUAACCUGCUGAUAUCACCAUGGCUAAACUCGGCCAAGCACUCGAGAAGAGACUGCUAUUGAAACUAGGUAGCUCUGCCUCCUGGUGGGCGAACAAACCUUUGUCGAAAGCUCAUUGAAAACUAGAUGUCUUUAUCAUUGUUGGUCGAAUCGAGGAAACCCUGGGUUGAAGAUGUCGAUGGCUGAUUCCCCCAAUCAGGCAUAUUGUUGCUUAUGCUACUUUCUUAACUAUCUUGACCGCAAUGCUUUUGCAAAUGCUUAUGUGACUAUUAUUCACCUUUCCUCCAGAUUUGUUCUUCCUCACAAUAGAUGUAAUAGGUCGCUGGUAUGAGAGAAGGUCUCGGCCUACAGAAGAAUGACUACAGCCUUUUGCUUUCUCUGUUCACUGCAGGGUCGGUUGCCUCCUUCCAAUCGACACAUGUGUCAUGCAUUGCAACUCACUUCAACACAUACAAACAGGAUGCUUAUUGGACAAAUUCCUCAUGCUCUGAUACUGCAGAGAGUACAACCUAGAAUCUGGAUCCCUCUGACUGUCAUCAUUUGGUCCGGUCUGACCAUGGCUUGCGCUGGAUGCCACAACUUUGCACAGAUCGCCGCAGUCCGUUUCCUACAAGGCUUCUUCGAAGCAAGCUUGUACAGUGGAACCAUGUUUAUCAUUGGAUCUUGGUAUAAAGCCGAGGAAAUCUCGAAGCGAACAUCCAUUUUCACUUCCAUUGGCCAAGUGGGCUCCAUGUUUGCUGGUAUCAUGAUGACGGCCAUCCGCAAGACCAUGGACAAUCAUAACGGAAUGGAAGGUUGGCGAUGGGUCUUUAUAAUUGAUGGUCUCAUGGGUAUGCCGGUAGGAAUCUUUGGCCUGCUCUUCUUACCCAACACGCCCGAACGGACCAAAAUGCCCUACCUCUCCAAGGAUGAGAUCCAAUUCGCCAUCAAUCGCCUACCGCCUCUCGCUCACGACAGUGCCAACAUCAAUGUCAGGUCAUUGGCCGGCCGUGUUCUGAAGAAACCUACCAUCUACAUCUUGACCAUGUUUUCCAUCUUGUGUGCAAUGACCGAAGCAUUUGCUUUCCAAGGCUGUUUUCUCCUUUGGAUGAAGUACUAUGAGGACAAAUUUCCCAAGACGGCCGUCAAUACGUAUCCCUUGGGCAUCCAGGCGGUGGCAAUCACCUCGAUGAUCCUGGCCGGAAUAUACAUGGACAAGACGAAAAGGUGCUUGGAGGUUGGUAUCCUGUGUGGCGUUCUUCAAUUCACGUCUGCCGCGAUGCUGGUUGCCCCCUCGCUUUCCACCGCCGGAACCUUUUUCGCCUUCUACCUCAGCGGCUCGUCGUUCAUGGUGAACCCACUGUUGUACGGCUGGGGAGGAAUCAUCGCCCGAAGAGGUGGUGACAACGCGGCGCGAGCCAUCAUUCUCUACGUCAUGAACACGGGUGGUCAACUGCUCUACACUUGGUGGGGUAUCGUGUUGUAUCCCGCCACCGACGCGCCGUACUGGAAAAAAGGAGCCAUCGCUGUCAUGGUGGCGGUGGUGUGUUACUCGGGCGGGCUGUACUGCAUGUGUUGGCUCGAUAAACGAACCAAGGAGACUGAACAGCUUGGAAAAACAGAAGAGCCAACCACCACAAGGCACGGGGAAACAGACGAGGAGGAAAGCGAGGACGCGGAAAAAUACAUCCAGGUGUCGGAACCAAUUUCACCAAAACACUAGGAUGAGGCGGAACAUGCAUCACACAGCGAUACCUUGUGUCUAGCCUUGCUGCGAUUCCCACGAUGCCCUUUCACAUGCCAAAUCAAAGGGGCAUCGCUUUAUAUUUUCUGAACGAAAACGGGUAAUAGACAACAGUACGGUCGGGGAUGUGUAUGAUGUAUGUUUAUAUAUUUAUGUAUCGUGUUAUAUACAAGCUGAUAGACCGAACAAAACCCCUCAAUACUCC